AUGGAGCAGCCCCCGGGGUUUAAAGAUCUAAUUUUUCCACACCAUGUUUGUCGGCUAAAGAAAGCUCUUUAUGGACUCAAACAAGCGCCGAAGGCAUGGUUUCAUAAGUUUAGUUCUUUCCUUUUACAUCUUGGCUUCUCUUGUAGCAAAGCAGACCCCUCACUGUUUGUGUUGCACUCUUCAAAGGGCACCCUUCUGCUUCUUUUGUACGUCGAUGAUAUCAUCCUCACAAGCAACCAUUCCUCACUGAUUAAUAUCCUCAUCCAGCUGAUCAGUUCCAAGUUUGCAAUGAAGGAUAUGGGAGAUUUACAUUACUUUCUUGGAAUUAAGGCUACCCUAACCAAAGAUGGGCUUUUUCUUAGUCAACAUAAAUAUGCCUUGGAUAUUCUUCAAAGGACCAAUGUGCUCGCUGCUAGACCUUUGAAUACUCCUCUAUCUCAGAAGCAUGCUUUACAUGACCCUACUGGUGCCUUAGUCGAUGCAUCUGAAUAUAGGAGCAUUGUCGGAGCUCUCCAAUACCUCACCCUUACCAGGCCCGAAAUUUCUCAUUCAGUAAAUCUUCUUUGCCAGUUUAUGCAAAGUCCAACUGAAGUUCAUUGGUCUGGAGUUAAACGAGUCCUUCAUUACAUCGCAGGAACUUCUCAGCUUGGAUUACGCAUCUCUGCUCAAUCUUCUCUAAAUCUAGUUGGGUUUUCGGAUGCAGAUUGGGCUGGCUGCCCACUUUCUCGCAGGUCCACAUCAGGUCUAUGUGUUUUUCUAGGAUCGAAUUGCAUAUCUUGGUCCUCUAGAAAGCAAAACACAGUUGCAAAAUCCAGCGCCGAAGCUGAAUACAGGUCCUUGGCCUCUCUUGCUGCUGAAGUUACGUGGGUUACCUACAUUUUGAAGGACAUUGGCAUCUCUCUAUCUCAGCCUCCAGUAUUGUUUACUGACAACAUCAGUGCAUUACAUCUCAGGCCUAAUCCAGUCUUACAUGCUCGCACCAAACAUGUUGAACUUGAUUAUCACUUUGUCCGGGAAAAAGUUGUCCAAGGAGCUAUGGUGACAAAGUUCAUUCCUUCCAUGUCUCAGGUUGCUGAUAUAUUGACAAAACCCCUGUCUAAAUUUCAGUUUCAGUCGCACCGAACCAAGCUUGGAGUCGUGCAAAUUCCGCACUCCAGCUUGAGGGGAUGUUAG
This is a messenger RNA of Nicotiana attenuata, 1173 nucleotides long. RefSeq lists its product as uncharacterized. The record is from RefSeq and is a predicted model, not a curated record. The coding region runs from base 1 to 1173 and encodes 390 amino acids. The transcript has a single exon. Lineage: Eukaryota; Viridiplantae; Streptophyta; Magnoliopsida; Solanales; Solanaceae.